AUGUCUCACCGGACACGUCGCUAUCUCGUGUACGUCCACCUCGUUCUGAAUCACCCUCGACGUCAAGCGGGGUUCCACAAUUACGUGUUGACACUCAAGCGAUCAAGAAAUGCUGCGCCACCAUCACGUUUAAAUCGUCGUGCUUUACAACAAGCUGUAGCAGCCACCUACGAUGGUGGUGUAUCGCCAUACUAUGGAAGUGGCGGAUAUUCGUCACCCGUCUACAGUAGUCCCUACAGUACUCGUUCAUAUCAGUCACCACCAGUGCCAGCAAGAAAUCUUGUCAUACAAUCGGAUGGCUAUUUUAUGCAUGAUGUCUCACCGGACACGUCGCUAUCUCGUGUACGUCCACCUCGUUCUGAAUCACCCUCGACGUCAAGCGGGGUUCCACAAUUACGUGUUGACACUCAAGCGAUCAAGAGUGAAUCAAGCUUGGACAAUACGGAUGAAGAGCAAUCAUCCGGAACCACAACCAUGAACCACAAUCGGCGGGAUUCUGGAGUGGGAUCCAGCCUAUCCAGAUCGCCCAGCUGCUCUUCGGAUGACGCCUUCUUCACUGAUGUACAAUUGGCUCGAUGUAUCGACUCACUGAGCGUCUUAGAACUAGUGUUGCGUUAUCUCCGUCAAAUGUCACCGGAUACCGUAGGUAUCUUCCGAAAAAAUGGUGUCAAGUCACGAAUUCUCGAAGUGCGAGGGAUUUGUGAUCGGGACUCAGACGUAGAUGUGUUCAUUGAUGAAAAUCGACUUGAUCCGGGACAGGUGCACGAUGUAGCAGAUAUGUUGAAGCAGUAUCUGAGAGAGUUGCCCGAGCCGCUUAUGACUGCACGAUUAUCGGAGACAUUCGCCAACAUUUUCAUCCAUGAACAUUUCAGAAUGCUGGCGCUACAGUAUGCUAUUCUCCUGCUGCCUGAUGAGAAUCGCGAAGCACUCCAGACCUUACUGCUAUUCCUCAGCGAUGUGUCUAAGCACGCAGAAAAUAAUAGUGUAAGUUCGCUGGAUACCUUUUUACUAACCAUUAUCGAUAAUCGGGCCCAUUGCAUUCAAAAGACCUCAGCUUUGAUUGGUGGACGAAUGCCAGCACAAAACCUAGCUGUCUGCUUCACUCCCUCGCUAUUUCAUCUGAGCGCUUCCCGUCUUGACAAAAUCACACCGACAAGGCGGCAUAAAACCAUCGGAGCAGCUGGAAUGCCUACGGAACGCGAAAUGCGGGAGACAAAAGCCGCUCAACAGUGCCUUACUUUCCUGAUACAAAACUGCCGAAGUGUAUUUGUAGCCGCGGAAACGAGCCCAGACGACAGAGUUCAAUCCGACAAUGACGCACCUUUGCUCAAAGAACUUGGGUUAAACGGUCCACGAGCCUAUUUAAUCGACAAAGUAUUGGAUCUGGUUAAGGAGCACUCUGAACGUUGGAAGGGUUGGAUAUUUGAUGGAACACACGAAGAUGUAGAGAUCUCAUGUAAAAUACCAAACGACUGCCAUCCAUUAAAACUGUUCCGCGUGUGGAUCGAUGUGGCCGCUCCACCGAAACAAGUUAUGAAUCGGAUCAUGCGCGAAAGGAACGUGUGGGACACCUCCGUUGUGAACUGGCGAACAAUCGACGUUCUACACGUCCCAGAUACCGAUUUGCACCAGUAUGUACUUAACGACACCGUUGGACAUCCAACUCGAGAUUGUUUUGUGGUUCGAUUCCAUCGUGCAGAUCUUUCUGAAAUCCGCGGAGCUUGUGUCAUCGCUGAACGAAGUGUGCAAUGCAACGAAACACAAUUACUAGGAGGAAUCUCAGCUGCUGUGCUGGAUAGUCGAUUCCUGAUUGAACCUAAAGCUGGGCACUCAAGAGUCACCUAUCUCUCCAGAGUUGAUCUCAGAAUUUUUCAUGCAUUAAUGAAGAAUGGCAUUUCCUACGCAUCAGUAAUGUGCCUAAGUUAUUCACUAGAGAUAAAACUGCUGCGAAAACUUUAUAAACUUUUCAUUUAUAGAGGUCGAUGUCCUUCUUGGUACAAUAAGGUGUACGGUAAUAUCAUCGCACGGCAGAUGAUUCGACUACGUGACUCAUUUCAAUCAAGUUCUGAAAGUAUAGGUCCUGAGACGAAAGUCUGA
Messenger RNA from Haemonchus placei, 2097 nucleotides. NCBI's taxonomy places the organism in Eukaryota, Metazoa, Nematoda, Chromadorea, Rhabditida, Trichostrongylidae. The record is from the annotation of a GenBank genome assembly.